AGGUAACUAUUUCUCUAUAAUAAACUCUAGUUGCAACUCAAAGCAGCAACAAACUCCAAAAUGGCAUCACUAACCCUUCUUGAGAUCUUCAUGGCUAUCGCUAGCUAUGUCAUUCUUCGUUGCUUUUUCAACAAAAAUGGGCUACCAAUAAACUGGCCGAUCUUUGGUAUGCUACCGGAGACUCUCUACCACCUUCACCGACUUUACGAGUGGCUGACAGAAAAAAUAGAAAGAGCUGGUCUCACCUUCUUCUAUAAAGGCCCUUGGUUUUCUAAUGUCAAGAUCUUAAUAACAGUAGACCCAACCAAUGUCCACUACGUAAUGAGCUCAAAUUUCUCAAAUUUCCCCAAAGGAUCUGAGUUCUCCAAGAUUUUUGACAUUCUUGGAGACGGGAUUUUCAAUGCCGAUUCACAUUCUUGGAAAACCCAAAGAAAACUAGUUCAAACGUUGAUUAAUCGUGGGUGUUUUCAUAAUUUCUUGAUCGAGGCUUGUCAGGAGAUGGUGGAGAAAGGCCUAGUUCCGGUUAUUGAACAUGCAAGUGAUCAAGAUUCAGUAGUGGACUUACAAGAUCUGUUUCAAAGAUUCACAUUUGACAUUACAUGUGAAUUAGUGACCGGUUAUAAUCCAAGAAGCCUAUCUACUGAAUUUCCAAAAAUAGAAUUUUCAAAGGCAUUGGAUGAUGCUGAGGAAGCUUUGUUUUAUAGACAUAUAAUACCAGAAUUCAUUUGGAAGUUUCAAAGGUGGCUAGGGAUUGGACAAGAAAAGAAAAUGGCAAAAGCAGAGAAAGUUCUUGAUGAUACAUCAAGAAAAUAUAUAUCAAGAAAAAGAGAACAAUUAGUCAAGAAUAAUAAGGGAGAGGGGGUGGAUAUGUUAACAUCAUAUAUGAAUGAAGGUGAGAAAAUCUUGGAAUCUAAACCAGACGAAAAGUUUUUAAGAGACACCAUUAUAAAUCUGUUGCUUGCAGGUAGAGAUACAACUAGUUCUGCUCUUACUUGGUUCUUUUGGCUUAUUUCCAAGAAUCCACGAGCAGAGAGCAAAAUAAGACAAGAGAUUCAGGAAAUUACUCUACAAGGCAAAAAAGCCAACACUUGGUGUGCAUUAAAUGUACAAGAGGUAAAUAGUCUUGUUUAUUUACAUGCAGCUUUGUGCGAGACAUUAAGGCUAUACCCACCAGUUCCAUUUCAACACAAAUCCCCAUUGCAAAAAGAUGUGCUUCCAAGUGGGCACGAAGUGAAUCCAGAAAUGAAGAUAGUGAUUUGCUCCUAUGCAAUGGGAAGGAUGGCUUCUAUAUGGGGUGAAGAUUGCUUAGAGUUUAAGCCAGAAAGGUGGAUUACUGAAGGAGGAAAAAUUAAGCAUGAGCCAUCUUACAAAUUCUUGGCUUUUAAUGCAGGUCCAAGAACUUGUUUGGGUAAAGAAGUGGCCUUUACUCAAAUGAAGAUAGUUGCAGCUUCCAUAAUCCAUAAUUACCAUGUCAAGGUAGUAGAAGACCACCCUGUGUCUCCUAAUGUAUCCAUCAUUCUCCACAUGAAACAUGGAUUAAAGGUCAAAGUUACCAGGAGAUGGGUUUGAAUUACUUUUAUAUAGGUUAAAAUAUAAUCGAACCCCAAAAUUACAUUAAGUUAACACUUGAAUUCUUCUAUUUAAAAAAUAAUUACGACGUUCUUAACUUAUACUUUUUAUCUCACUGGUUGGUCAUUUUAUUCAAAAAACGAAAUCUUUAUCGUUUAUUAAACACACUUUUGAAUAAAAUAAGUUAAUCUUUAGACGAAAAGAGCUCAUUUUUUGGAUAAAAGUAUUCAAUAGUGAGAUAAAGGAUAAGUUAUGCAUGUUAUAGUGAUUUCUCAAAUAUAGAACGAUUUAAGUGUUAAUUUGAAUAUAAUUUAAGGAUUUAAUUAUAUUUUACCCCUUUUUUAUGUAAUUAAUUAAAUGAAAUACUACUAAUACUAAUAAUAAUCAUAAUAAGUUGUAGCUUAGUGUUUAGUGUUGUUAGACUUGCUUUUAGGUUUUGGCUCUAUUUCGCAUUGGUGCUAAAUUAUAAAUAUAUAGUUGUAGUCUUGGUUGUUUUUUCACUUGUCGAAAUCGUGUGGUUUGGUAAAAUUAUCGGUUAAAACUUCAAGAGCGACUUGCACUUAAGGCUCACUUCCCAUGAGAUAAAACAAGAACAGUUCUGGAGAAUGUGAAGAUAGGAAGCAGAGAGAACAAGUUGUUUUUGUUGUAUUAUUAUAGGUUGUAAAUUGAAUAUUAAUAUUUUCUUUGGCAUCCAUUUUCCCUAAUUUGUUCCUUACUGUGUAAAUUGAUUUGUUAUUAUGAGUUGACAUCCAUCAAUCUCUAUAUGUCACUGUGGUUAGUUCGGAGCUGGGUAUGAAAUCAUUUUUGUCAA
This is a messenger RNA of Jatropha curcas, 2380 nucleotides long. Its product is annotated as alkane hydroxylase MAH1. Lineage: Eukaryota; Viridiplantae; Streptophyta; Magnoliopsida; Malpighiales; Euphorbiaceae. Gene Ontology annotation, molecular function: heme binding; oxidoreductase activity, acting on paired donors, with incorporation or reduction of molecular oxygen; iron ion binding. The record is from RefSeq and is a predicted model, not a curated record.